Messenger RNA from Drosophila albomicans, 1916 nucleotides. It is a transcript of the gene Ugt305A1, whose product is annotated as UDP-glucosyltransferase 2. The coding region runs from base 195 to 1847 and encodes 550 amino acids. The transcript has 4 exons. The record is from RefSeq and is a predicted model, not a curated record. Lineage: Eukaryota; Metazoa; Arthropoda; Insecta; Diptera; Drosophilidae. Gene Ontology annotation, molecular function: UDP-glycosyltransferase activity.
CGAAGAGCACGAAACUCGCUCUCAAAAAUAUUCCACAAAAAGUAAAACAAAAAUAAAUAUUAAAUAGAACAAAAAAGUGAGUUCUUAUCGUGCCCGGCUCACGUAAUCUAAUCGCAGCCGGCAAAAGGCGAGCAAAAGUCAGUGAGGUGAAUCAGUCGCGUGUUUGUUUCGGUGUGAUUCAGUUUUGGUUUGCGAUGAAGUUGUUUGUGGCACUUUUGCUGUCUCUGCUGCUGCUUGGCUGCUACAACUGGCAGCAGUUGCAGGCAGCGAACAUAUUGUGCAUCGUUGGCACCGCCGAGGAGAAUAAUCCCGCCUGGUCGGAGCCAUUCUUUGAGGCGCUCGUCGAUCGUGGACACAAAUUGACCAUUGUGGGUACUACAACAGACCCGGAAAUAAAAGGCAUUGAACAUAUUCAAAUUAAAAACAAUUACAAUGCGAAUAAUCAGUAUGUGAAGAAAGAUAAUCCCGCUUGGCAUGGCUGGGACAUCAAGCAGAUGCUCAACUGGAAUGAAGCCGUCUUGGGAAACUGUCGUGCAGUCAUACAAAAUGAACACCUGGAUGCUCUGAAAGGUUACUACGAUUUGAUCAUCUACGAUGCCACCUACACGGUGGAAUGUUUGCUGACCAGAUUGCCGCAGUUGCACAACAAACCGAUACUUGCUUUGAGUGGCGGCAAGUUGACUGCGGAUCUGUUGAGGCUCGUGAAUGCCGAGAACACAAUUAAUCCUGCGAGGAUUCCCUACUUUGCCAGCAAACUGCCUCUGGAGAUGAGCUACUGGCAGCGCAUACAGAACCAUCUCAUUUAUUUUGGCCAAUCAGCCAUUCGUUGGGGCGUCGUUGAACCUGUGUUAAGGGGCAUGUUACCGAACUUUAGACAGCCAGCGGUACAAAUUGUACUCUUGAAUACUCAUCCAGUGCUAGACUAUGUGCAGAACUUGCCACCCAAUGUCAUUGAAGUUGGUGGUCUUCACAUUCGUGCCGAGUCGUCGGCUUUGUCACUGGACUUGCAGUCCUUUGUGGAACGUUUUCCAGAGGGUCUUGUCUACAUUCAUCUGCCGCAUCUGAAGCAAUUCACGGACUCUGGUGUACAGGCAAUUCAGGACAUGCUCAAGGAGUUUACACAGUUUGGUUUCAUUUUGAAUUCAAAGCUAGAGUUGGCGAGAAAAUUUAACAAUUUGAAAACGGUCGAAGUUGAUAACAAAAUACAGCUGAAUAUACUAGCUCAAUCAAAUGUGAAGGCCUUUAUUAGUCACGGCGAUAGCUUUGGUCUGCAGGAAGCCAUUUACAAUGCAGUGCCAGUCAUCAUGUUACCACUAUUAUUUGAUCAGUUUAAUAAUGCUAAGCGCAUAGAAGAGCGUGAAUUGGGAAUUCGCAUUACUGCCAACUCUACAGGUUACUACGAUUUCGGCAAUGCCCUCCAGCGCAUCGUACGCGAACCCACCUUUUCAACCAACUUGCAACAAGCUCAGUUCAAUUUCCGUACUCGUAAGAUGAAGCCCGUGAAUGAGGCUAUUUGGUAUGUCGAACAGUUAGUGGCUGAUGCUGAUCAAUUCAAGCAUCUUUCGCAUUCACAAUCUGCGGAGCAAAGCUACUUUGUUAGCCAUUCGAUCGAUGUAUUGUUACUACCGGUUUUGUUCGUAUCUAUCUUCAUUAUCAAUCUAAUUGUGUUGAUACAUCAAGUCGUUAAGACCAAAAAUCCAAAUAAGGAUAAGACUAAAUUGAUUGAGAAAAAGUUCAAGGAGAAGCUUAAAGAAUUGGAAAAGAAAAAGUCGACAACAAAGAUCAAGGGCGUGGAGAAGAAAAAAUCAUCUGAGAAAGUGCUUUCAGCGGAAAAGAAACAAAACUAGUCUGAAUAUUGAUGGGAUUUAAGUGCGUGUAUUAUAGCUGUAAACAAAGCGUAUUAAAUAAAGAGUAAA